Molecule: messenger RNA, 1523 nt
Organism: Austrofundulus limnaeus
Lineage: Eukaryota; Metazoa; Chordata; Actinopteri; Cyprinodontiformes; Rivulidae
Product: glutamine-rich protein 2
Exons: 1
Source: RefSeq, a predicted model, not a curated record
GUUGAACCUGGUGUAGAUAAACCUGGUUCAGGUAAACCUGGUUCAGGUAAACCUGGUUCAGUUAAACCUGGUUCAGAUAAACCUGGUUCAGUUGAACCUGGUGUAGAUAAACCUGGUUCAGGUAAACCUGGUUCAGUUAAUCCUGGUUCAGAUAAACCUGGUUUAAAUAAACCUGGUUCAGAUAAACCUGGUUCAGGUAAACCUGGUUCAGUUAAACCUGGUUCAGAUAAACCUGGUUCAGUUGAACCUGGUUUAGAUAAACCUGGUUCAGUUGAACCUGGUUCAGUUAAACCUGGUUCAGUUAAACCUGGUUCAGUUGAACCUGGUUUAGAUAAACCUGGUUCAGUUAAACCUGGUUCAGUUAAACCUGGUUCAGUUGAACCUGGUUUAAAUAAACCUGGUUUAGAUAAACCUGAUUCAGGUGAACCUGGUUCAGGUGAACCUGGUUCAGGUGAACCUGCUUCAGUUAAACCUGGUUCAGUUAAACCUGGUUUAGAUAAACCUGGUUCAGGUAAACCUGGUUUGGAUAAAUCUGGUUCAGUUAAACCUGGUUUGGAUAAACCUGGUUUAGAUAAACCUGGUUCAGGUGAACCUGGUUCAGUUAAACCUGGUUCAGUUAAACCUGGUUCGGAUAAACCUGGUUUGGAUAAACCUGGUUCAGUUAAACCUGGUUCAGGUAAACCUGGUUCAGGUAAACCUGGUUCAGUUAAACCUGGUUCAGGUGAACCUGGUUCAGGUGAACCUGGUUCAGUUAAACCUGGUUCAGGUAAACCUGGUUCAGUUAAACCUGGUUUGGAUAAACCUGGUUCAGUUAAACCUGGAUCAGGUAAACCUGGUUCAGGUAAACCUGGUUCAGGUAAUCCUGGUUCAGGUGAACCUGGUUCAGGUGAACCUGGUUUAGAUAAACCUGGUUCAGGUAAUCCUGGUUCAGGUAAACCUGGUUCAGGUGAACCUGGUUUAGAUAAACCUGGUUCAGGUAAACCUGGUUCAGUUAAACCUGGUUCAGGUAAACCUGGUUCAGGUGAACCUGGUUUAGAUAAACCUGGUUCAGUUAAACCUGGUUCAGGUAAACCUGGUUCAGGUAAUCCUGGUUCAGGUAAACCUGGUUCAGGUGAACCUGGUUCAGGUAAUCCUGGUUCAGGUGAACCUGGUUCAGGUGAACCUGGUUUAGAUAAACCUGGUUCAGGUGAACCUGGUUCAGUUAAACCUGGUUCAGGUGAACCUGGUUUAGAUAAACCUGGUUCAGGUAAUCCUGGUUCAGUUAAACCUGGUUCAGGUGAACCUGGUUUAGAUAAACCUGGUUCAGGUUGUCAGAUUGUCUCAGACAGAGUAGAAAAAUAGAAUCUACAAAGAGGGAAUGAAAAGGUUCAGUUCUCUGAUAGCUUAUAAAACCAUAUCUACAAGAUGUGUUAGCAAAAUAUCACACAGACCAGAGGACCAACAGGAGCUCCUGACUCUGCUCAGGCACCUGCACACCAGGAGGAGCAGGAGGAGGAGGAGGAGCAGGAUGAAGAGGAGGAGGA